This is a messenger RNA of Neospora caninum, 522 nucleotides long. RefSeq names its product SRS domain-containing protein. NCBI's taxonomy places the organism in Eukaryota, Apicomplexa, Conoidasida, Eucoccidiorida, Sarcocystidae. The coding region runs from base 1 to 522 and encodes 173 amino acids. The record is from RefSeq and is a predicted model, not a curated record. The transcript has a single exon.
AUGGAGAAAAGCGCCUUCUUUCCCAGGGUGGUGCUCUGUUUCGUCGUAGUUUUGUCCGCGUGCUCGGCGUGGCGAGUGGAAGGGAAGAACUGGUCGUACGAUUUCAAGAAGCCGCUGGACAGCGAUGAAACAAGAAAAGAGACUAUCUCACCAGGUGAGAGUGUUUCGAUACAAAAUUCUGGGAGCAUUACGCUGGCGUACAACCCAACAGGCGACACACAAGUUCUCAGGGCUUCGUCGGGAGACAGCUGCAGGGAUGAGCCAAUCGAACUUGCGACUUUAUUCCCAGCAGCCACGCCGGCGCCCACGUGGAUGCAAACUGGUAGCACGAGAACCUUAGCGUUUCCUACCAACGCAGUACCCGCGAAGCAGACCACGCCGUUCUGUUUUAAAGUCACGGAUACGCAGAAGAACAAAACUCUGACAGCGAUAAUCAAGGUCGCCGGUGCCCAAGGCUUGUCUGCUGCUCUGGGGGUCUCCAUUGGAAUACCAGCUCUUGCUUUUGCACUGAGUUCGAUAUAA